ACACACAAGCGCAGCACGAGACACACGUUAAACCGUUCUAGUUGCUUUUACUGUGUGAUUCGUUCUCUUUUCCCCACUGUAAGCUAUAAAAAAUACAGCAUUCGCACACGCACACACACGUUCAUAGUGUUGAUUCUCUCACUCUCUUCUUGGAACUGUUGGUUGAGAAUCCUAACUCGCUUGUCUCAACGAACCGUACGUUAGCAGCCCCUUCUCACUCUCGCAUCCAAGCAAGCAUUCGCACGCUGUUUCAAGCUCACAACGAACCGUGGCAUCGAGACCCCCGACUCAGUUCUCUCAGCGAACUUCGUACGUACACUGAUUGAAAAAUUCGACUCACUUCUGCCAACCUUCGCUCUCGUGUGUUAGUUUCGCUGGAAUCGUUCUAGAAGCUGGCUGCACACGUUGCGGUAAACAGGAGUGCAAAUUAUCGUUUAAGAAGUUUGAGCGCCAUUUUUUGCGUAUAAAAACGCCUUUACCAGGGUAAAAUAACCACGAUGGAUAAUCCUUUUACACCAAAACGUAUGGGAAAGCAAUGCGUCAGCACCGUUUGGAACCACUUCACAAACAUGAACGGCAAAGGCGCUAAAUGUCGCCAUUGCUUUCGAUCGAUAGCAUUUUCAAAGGGUUCUACUUCCAACCUAAAGCGGCAUCUAUCGGCCAAACAUCCCAACAUUCAGCUUUUCCGAAAGCUACACCCCAACAAAGGCAUGCACCAAGACGAUCCUGAUCCUCUCGCCGUUUCGUCUGUAGCAGUGAACGCAACUGAUGAUAGUAUGAACCAGCUAGAUACGUUGGGACUGCCUGGGAGCUGUACUCAGCUGGAUGCUUACAUUCCACAGUCAAUGACAGAUGAAAAGCAUCGCGAGAUAGACUCGAUGUUGAUUGAAUUUAUUUGCAACGAAUAUUUACCCAUCUCAAUAGUGGAAAGUGCAUCGUUUCAGACUCUAGUGAACAGUCUCAACUCAGAUUACAUACUUCCCAACAGACAAUCAGUAUCAAAUGCGCUACUGCCCCAAACGUACGAAGAGAAGCUGAAAACCGUUAAAGGCGAACUGUUGGCUGCCAAAUCGGUGGCUUUAUCGUCGGAUUACUGGACAAAUAGUAGUACCAACACUCACUAUAUGGCCCUAACUGGACACUUUAUCGAUCAGAACUUCAAGCUAACGUCCAGACUUUUGGAAUGCUCUGAAAUUCCAAGCGAUUUUAGCGAAGAAAACAUCGCCCAAUGGGUUUCGAAGGUAAUGAAGCGAUUUAACAUCGAUAACAAGGUUGAAAUUAUUGUCACGCAAAAUUCCCGCAUGGCCAAAGCUGCGGAUGACUAUACGAAUCUUAGGCGGCUGCCAUGCUUUGCCCACAGCCUGAACCAAAUCGUGCAGGAAGCAAUCGCCAACUCGAUACAAUCCACUCUAGCGAAGGUGAAGCAUACUGUGCAACAUUUUAAAACAAAUUCAAAGGCGUCACAGCUCCUGAUGCAACUACAAAAUCAGAAAUCUGUAAAGUUGAAGCUAGACUUUCCAGCGCGGUGGAAUUCUACGUACGACAUGGUGGAUCGGUUUCUGCAAAAUAAAACUUCAUUACAGUCGUACUUCGAUCUGUUUAAACCGGAAAUAACCAUACAGAACUACGAGUGGCCAGUGCUAGAGCAAGCGUUGGAAGUACUAAACGUAUUCAAUAAGGCAACUGAUUUUAUAUGCGUCGAAAAAUCUGUCACCAUCUCUCAUGUUGGUGUGCUGCGAAAAAUGCUACUAGAGCACCUGACCAGGUUUGCGGACAGAGAUGAAAUAGUGUCCGGCGUUCGAACUAUGAUCUGUACGCUGCAGGAAGGUUUGAUAAACCAGCUCGAUCCAUUUAAGGAAUGCACGUUCGUUACCCAAUCAAUGCUAUUAGACCCGCGAAUUAAGAAGAAAGGAUUCCGAAACGAACCGGAAGAAUACCAACAGGCGUACGAAACGAUCAUUAGUGAACUGAUGGCCAUUCAGGGAGCAUCUCAGGAAAACAAAAAACCAUCUUUCAGCAAUGAACCCAAGGGUGGCAAUAACAUAUAUAGGGAGUUUUUGGAUUGGGACGAUGACGAUGAGGAAGAUGAGCUAAACAACCCGAGACAGCUAGCUGUGCACGAGUUUGACAUGUAUCUUAAAGAGCGCAUUAUAAACACUGACGAAGACCCGCUGCUUUGGUGGCAAGCGCAUAAUUUAAAGUAUCCCACUGUCUACAAUCUAGCGAUCAGAGUGCUUAACGUUCCUUGCUCAUCUAUUCCCUGUGAACAACUAUUUACCAAGGCAGGACAGGAACACUCGCAAAAACGAGAAAGAUUGUUACCGAAACAAUGUGAGAAAGUUAUGUUCAUCCAAUACAAUGUAUAAGUGACAUAUUCGUGAAAGUAAUCGCAUACUUUUUUUGAGUAUGUAUCAACAAUAAAGUAAGAAAAUUCAUGAGCUCACAACGAAGUAAAAUUUGCAACAUUAUUUUUUGUUUUAAUUUGAGAAAUUGAGAAACAGUACAUUGGAAUAUAGUGCAUGCUGAUCAAAAGAAUGUUGCGUUUCUCAGAUAUUUAUUCGAAAAUAACAUACUACAAAUGGUAUAUAAUUACGGUUUUUUUAAUCGAAACAAAUAAUUCUCUAUGCAUGCACGGUCAGUCGGGGAUGGCGAUAUAAUAUGUUCAAUGUAAUAUUUUAUUGUACAAAAUAGUGCAAAUAGUUGGAGAAAAUGAUAUACGUUUGAUUUAAUUUCAUUGAAUUUUUAUUAUGACGUGUCAAAAAAGGGUUUGAACAUGUUAAAAGUAAGUUUAUCAACAAAGAAGAAACAUAACACACAAGAACAUAAAUCUAGCUCAAUUUUUCCAAAUAACUGAAUUGACCUGUGGCAAGCAUAGAAGCGCCGUUUGGUCCGUUCCGAGGGGCAGUCGUCCAAAAUCGUACGACUCAUCCGUUGUGGGUUCAAGCCCCACAUCGACCAUCUCUCCGUAGCAAGGACUUGACUAUAUCCGGCUGCGUUGUACUUGUUAAUAAGCUUCGAAAGCCGCAUAACCGCUAGGUCAUUACGCUAAAUAGAAGAAGCAUGGAGGCACACAAAACAGAGAUAUUUACUGUAAAUAAAGUACAAAAUAUAACUAGCCCAUCCGUACGAUGCAUGUAUUGCCUUUUGGCAAUUUUAGACAAGUACUACAAGUAGACGAGUAUUGUGAAAUAAAUAUUAUAUGAUUAGGCAGUUGUUUUUCUUAUCGUCUACUCCAUUCGCUGUUUAUGACCGAUUUUUGUCAUACAAAGAGACACGCAUGCGCAUCCGUUUUUUAAAGAGUGAUCUGAACAUUGCAUAUGGAAAAUUUGUAGAAGUUAGACGCUAUUACACUCCCAUUCAAUGAUUAUUUUUCUCUCUCUCACACACACUUUCGCUCUCUUCCUUCCUCGGUCUCACUCUCUCAAUAUAUUUAUCGUUGAACUUUGACAUUUCUUCUACCACGCAUACUAGGGAUUCAUCCAUAAAUUACGUAACGCCAAAAAUGAUAUUUUUUACGACGAUUUAUUUGUUACUUUACGUAUGGGCUUGAAGAUGGCCAUGCCCCAAACGUAGGACUGACUAUCCUGCUAUGGCUAAUCAAUAAGUCACUGAAAGCUACGCCUACUGGUAGCUACAGACAGACCUUGACCGACAACGGUUGUUGUGUCAAAGAAGAACAAGAAAAGGUAACUGUCAUACCGACACACAAAAAAAUGUCAUGUUGCGUGCUUUCUCCCUACAUGUUUUAACUUGUGAUUAAGAGGGGACAGAGAUAUUACAAGUUCAAAGUGCAGUACAUUUAAAAGAUUGAAAAUCAAUGUAACCAAAAAAAAAAGGAUUGAUCACACCUACAUUUGAUUUUGUAUAAUGUUUACAACAACAACAACAAUUACUCACGGCAAACGAUGGCUGUCAUCAAGAUGAGGAUAAUAAAUAAAUGUAUAACGAACGAUUUGAUUUUUUUUUCUUUACUGAAGGUUUGGAUCAUUGUUCAUUUUGCCAUUUGCCUAAAUAUUCUCCUGCAUUAUUUAAUUACCCAUUCCUAUGUUAUCAUCACGAUAAGUUCAAUUAUUAAAAUUCGACCUGUUGUAGUUUCCCGCCUUCGCUGUUCUCUCUUUCUCUCUCUCUCUCUCUCUCCUUCUCUCUCUCUCUCUCUCUCUCUCUCGCUCUCUCUCUUUCUCUCUCUCUUUUUUUUGAAGAACUACUACUAGCAUGCAUAUUUUGCUGCAUUUUUGCUACUUAUCGUUACUGACAUCAUAUCAUGUAUUUUGCGAAUUUUUUCAGAACAAACGUAUACCGCGAUACCGUUCCUGAAUUUGAAAUUAAAUGAUUAGAUUUUGUGCAAAUUUUUCAAACAAAAUGUCAUCUCCUUUCAAAUGCUCGUUUAUUAGUGUCGUACUAUUGCCAUUAUUAGAUGAAUGCAACCAAUUUUGAUUACCAAUACUAAAACAUAUAAUUUUGCUUCAAGUGGUUCGGGUAUGUGUCCUAUCAUCAAUGCUAAGUAUGUAGCGUUUGUUUUUGAUGGUUCACGUUGAUGGUAUUUAUUCCUAUCCUAUGCCAUUGUUUUCGUGGGUUGGUUCUUUACUAGUUAUUUUCCUGUUAGUUUUACACAUUUUUAUAUAAUUUCUAUUUGUUUUCCAUAUAUUCUAACAUUAAAUAAAACGAUCAGUGCGUGAAACAGUCAGAAUACAUACUUUAGUUGAAGUACAAGGAAAAUUUUCACACUUAUGUUUACCUUCACUUCUAAUUCAGAAGCAGCUAGUAUGUUUCGUAGAAAACACACCACAAACACAUCAUUGGGUGUAUGUCUAUGUGUAUGUGUGUGUGACCAAACAACCAAAAGAUCUAUUCCAUUUUGGUGAUAUAUGCACGCUGUUGAUGUAUGCACCCGGUUUUCCGGCAUUCUAUGGCGGUUACUGUACCAAUUUUGUGCAACACCAUCGCCUACUGUCUGUUUUAAUACUUUUCCGGUCGUAGUGUUGAGUUAAUGAUGUAUCUCGUGCUACAUUACGCCUAUAUGUUAGUUGUUAAUGCAACAUCAACUCUCUGCUCGACAAAACUUAUUUCAUUACAUGAACUUUAGUAGGUAUUUUUUCUUGAUGAUAGCUGCCACGAAUGAUCUCUCUAUGCCUCGGCUAAUGUUAGUUCUUCAUGCGGCAAGGUGUGGUUCAUGUUUUUCUUUCGUCAUUUUUGUUUAAUUUGUUAUUGUAGUUUCAUUUAAUGAUUGAAAAUUAUGUACAUGCCCAUUUUGAUGAACAUUUAUUAGCUAUGCUUUCGCUACUACACGUCAUUACACUUUCCAUUAUGGACGAAAAAAGGUUAACUUAGGAGAACUCGUACCAAACGAAUCGUACAAUAUGUUGCUGCAUUCAAGUAAAUUUUCACAACAGCAACAAAAAAAACUUCCAUCACCCGACUGUUAUGCUGUUUGGUGCUGUAGAUAUUGUAUUGUACUAAUUGCUUACUGCCUUUUUACUGUACGUUAAAAAUUUCACUGAACCGUGGUUUUACUUCCUCUUAAAAGGUUGAAAAGUCUUGUCAAACAUUACAUACAGGGCGCAAAACAUAAUGCGUAUGUUAUAUUAUAAGCUGUUGCAUUUGUUCAGCAUUAUCUUCAGCAAAACAGUUUCUCCCUAUUUGGAUUGCAAGUGUAUGCAUAUGAUACCUGCUUCCAAUAUGUUUCUAUAACGCCCAAACAAAUUAAAUCGUUGAUGAAAAUCAAAUCAAGUAAAAAGCAAACCCAAAAUAAAAUAAAUAAAACAAACCUGCAUUUUCUGCGUUACACAACUGCAAAAUACGUUCGGAAAAUUAAUAAAAAAAAACCACCGAUAGGAGAGAAAAAAAAACAAAACAUUCAAACCAUUUUUAAGACCUUGGCAUCUCCACCCAUUUAACACGGGGAGAGACACCAUUAAGGUUAUUUGUUUCUCUAUUUUUGCAUUCAUUUUAUCAGCCACAAAUUACAUAGUCAUUAUACACUCACUUCCUCCGGAUUACAAUGUGUGAGAGAGAAGAAAAAAAACUAGUCUUUAAAUUAGCAUAUGUUUAAAUCCUUUCAUGUUUAAGCGUAAAUGAUUUUUGUUUUCAUUUUUUUCACAUUUUAUAAUGUGUGUAUGUGUGUGUGAUUUUUUUUUUAACUUCUCGUAUGUUCACAUUCUGUUCGAUUGAUUUUGCUAUUACCUAAUGCUACUAACAUGAGUUUUUCAUUGUUUUGAAAUUUUUUUUAGUCUUUGCUAAGCAUGUUGUUAAUUGUCUGGUUUUAUCUAUUUGAUCAUGUUCAUGACAUCUGUAUGUUUUCACUUCAGACGAUAUACAAACUAACGGAAAUAAAAUGCAAAACUGACAAGUUGGUGUACAGAACAAAAACAUAAGGACCGAUGCUACAUGGAUACCAAAGACAAACAACUGCGUACAAAUUCCAGUUAUGCAAUUCUACCUAAACUUAUGAUUAUUUCCCUUGCAGUAAUUACCUCGCGGUUAACCGAUUCAAAAUCAUUAUUAUCGAAACCUAUGUGCUUAUUUACAAUAAAGUAUACUUUUACGGGAUAACAACAGUUGUUCCUAAUAUUUUAUAUUGUAUGUGUGUGUAUCAUCGUUCCGACGCAACGCAUUGCAAAUACAAAAGAAAAUAAGCAUUAAACAAUAUCCUACUAGCGCGGAAUUUGCUGCCCUACAAAUGUUGCUCAUCCGAAGCUCUUUCCAUUAAUACAUUCCUUUCUUAUAGUGAACAGUUCGGGUUUUAUCUUCUUUGUAACAUAGUCGACAUGACGACGACAGGUGAGGUGUUAUGGAACGGAGGGCACAAACACACACACACACACACUCACACACAUACACGCACACGCAAUAUCAAGAAGUUAUUGAUGGAAAACAAUCCUAAAACGGAUUUUCACAUACUUAAUCAACCCAUGUUACGAUUAGUUUUAAGAAUAGCUCUUUUUGGGGCCAGUGUUUUUGAGUUAAUCUUUCAUUUUACUUGUCGUUUUUCUUUUCUUACUGGCUCCCCACUAGAUGGUUGAUCUGUUGUCCGCUAUUCUCUCUUUCUGUGACACUUCGCUAGCCUGGGGGAUUAGAGUACAUUUAUUUCCUUUAUUUGCGGUAAACAUUUACUUCCGUGUAGGUCUGUAUGCUUUUUUAGGGUUUUGUUUUUGUGUUGUUCAAUAAACAUUCCAACCAGAAGAAAAACGGGCAGGUUUUUGCCAUUUUUGCAUUCUAAAACAUGGACUAAAAGAGAUCAUAGUCAUAGUCCGCUCCGUUCACGCACUCCACACCACCUUUCGUCUUAUGCAAAACAAGGUACCCAAUAACACUCUAGAUGCCCCCUUUCUCCAAUUUAUUCUAUGAGAGGUGAGCGAGUUUUAGCAGAUAGAAGGUGAUCGGGGAUUGUGUUACUUCCAGUUUCAGAUACUCUUACAGGUAUAUCAUUUUCGAAUAAUUUAUUACAGCCUAUCUAAUAAACGCGUGCGCAAAUAUACAAUACACGGUACUUAGCACAAAAUAAACCCGCCGGGUGUGUGUGUGUGUGUGUUUUUGGGUUUUCAAAACAAAUUCCUUGAGUUCAAAUGUGAACGAUCGAAAAUGAAGAAAGAAAAAAACGCUUGUUGCUCUACAAUGAUUUAUGAUCUUCCCAUUCACCACCCACGACGACUGCCGACGUGUUACCAAAACAGAAACUAAAACAGAAGAAAAAUCUUACAAUCUUGGUAGAGAAUUGAUGCAAUUAGGGGGAAACGUUAGAGUUUGCUGGUUGCCAAAAUGCUGCACAUUGGAACAAUAUUCCUUGGUACGAUUUUGAAUAUAGAAACAUUAGUAAAUUUUUGGUUAAAGAUGUUGUGUCCUAAAGUGUAUCAGUCUUAUGGUUUGUUGUUUAUUCAAAUUGUUUGCUAUAUUUUAAAAACGUUGAUUAAGGAAAAGCACAGCCACUUAACUCAAGAUUAACAUACACCAAUACAUUGUAAUGCCUACUAUCAUAGGUAGCGACCAGAAUGUAAAGGAUUACCAGUUGUUGUAACCAGCUGUAACCAUACUAUUUGCUUGAAACUGCUUAAUACCAACUUUUUUGUGUCUUAUUUGUCAACACACACACACACACAUGUUGACAUUUAUUCGGCAUUAUCGUUGGUUUAUAACGGUGCCUGUUCAAAUCUUUUGCCUCCAAAAUCAAAACCAUCGCUGUUGUUGGCCCUUGAUCCAGCAUUUUUCCAGUAAGCCACAACACAAAGCAGUGUGUAGCAGGGAAGAAAAAUAUCUUACUCACUAAUUAUAAUAGAUAGUAGUGUAGAGUCUGGUUGUGCUUCACUGUGUUCACGGGUUUGCGGGAUAGGAUACAAGGCUAGCAACUUAAUAGCGAUCUAUGGGUAAGGUUUAUUAAGGUAUGUUUAGCGAUUAUUAUUAAUAAUAUUUGUUUAGAUAAACUUAUCCAAGGAACUGAUAUCCGAUAAAAAAAAUCGGCUUACUUGAGGACAAAAAUGCAUGUCUAAUUGGAUGCGCCCUGUUUAUUAGAUGCUACGCUUUACUUAUGAUUGUAUGAUUUUAGACGCAACAGCACAGUAUAUAUGUUGUGUAUGUUCCUGGCAGACCGAACAUCAAAUGUGUGUUUUAUUGAAAUAUAUUUCUAACAAUCCUGCGUACUAUAACGGUUUGAAUCUUGUCAAUUAUCACCGGAGCUAUUUUUUAAAAAUUUGAAUACAAAUAAUCGAGAUUCAAUGCAAUCAUUUCCAUUCAUUAUUCAUCCAUUGAUGCAUAAAAAGAUGGCGGAUUGUCGGAAAGUCAAGUCCGCUCCAACACAACCAUUCUGGAAACAGCUAGCUUUAAACGGCGGCAGUACGUGAAACAACAAUUGGAAUCGAUUAUACAUUUCAGGGACUCCAAACAUUAUAUUUUUCGCAGAACGGAAAAGCGAACAACUUGCUAACACAGGAAAGCAAGCGACACCAUUCCCUUUGCGCCAAGGUGCGUGCGGGGACGGCACCCAAACAAUUACCUCUCCACGAGUUCAACUUUAUUUUCAUUGUAUGCACACACACACACACACACACGCACACAUACGCCUAUACUCACUCUCGCACUCGUACAUAAUAAUGUUACUCUCUUUCCCUUCCCAGAGAAAUCCAGGGCAUACUAGGUGGCGCACACCAACUGUCGACUAUUUAUAAACAUAAACGUCGGCCAUUUUGGAACAGCGAGCAGCUCCUAGUACUAGGUUGCGCUCUCCUUCUCGUCCAUACGGUGCGGUUGCUGGCCCCUUGGUACAUCUAGCUUUUUUUUAUGCCGACGUAGUCUCGUCGUCCCGACAUCGGCAAAGUUUUUAUUGCCGAUUUUUUUGUUAUCAUUAACAGGAGUUACUCACUCCUAUUCUCUACGUGAAAAGCCCUGCGAUAUACUCACAGUGAGAAGGAGAGAAGCAAAAAGGGCGAGAUAACACGUAUCGCGCCACACACACACACACACACAC
Molecule: messenger RNA, 9454 nt
Organism: Anopheles coluzzii
Lineage: Eukaryota; Metazoa; Arthropoda; Insecta; Diptera; Culicidae
Product: zinc finger BED domain-containing protein 4-like
Exons: 2
Coding region: 498-2366 (622 amino acids)
Molecular function (GO): DNA binding; protein dimerization activity
Source: RefSeq, a predicted model, not a curated record